AUGGAAGCCUACGUGCGCGAGCUCGCUCGCUUCCUCGGCUCCCCCGAACGCUACCAGGCCGCUAGGUCCCUCCGCCUCGAGUUCUACGUCACGCCGCCGGAGGAACAACACAAGGAUGCCGCUUCUACCGCCGUCGGGAGGGCCAUGGCAGCGUGCCUCACUUCAGCCUUGCGCUGGCCCCAGCUCGAGCGCCUCGCCAUCUACGCCUUCCCACGCGGCGUGGCGGCGGCGUCCGGGGCCCACGAAAUCUCGGACCCGGAGUUCAUCGAGGCGCUGCGGCUGAUGGACAGCCGCCUCGCGACCCUUCACGUCAAGAACUGCCUGACGAAGAGCGGCGGUGGCUACGGGCUGCUGUUCCCCGCCCUGUCGAGGCUCACCAUCGAGAUCACGCCGGGGGUCAAGGCUGUCUUCCCGAGGAGCUACUUCAACGACCUCCUACAAUCGUGCCGUGACCUCGUAUUCCUGCGCCUUGUGUCGUGCAACUUCGCUGGCAGCGUCGAGGCACUGCCGUUCAAGCUGCACCUGUUGCCGGCGUCGAAGCUCGGGGAGCUCGUCUUGUCGGCCUGCAAUUUCCAGGACGUCAGACUCGUCAACACGCCGAGCCUGGAGAGGCUGCUGAUCCACAAGCGCGAUCGGCUCUGCCUUACUGUCGACAACGCCCCAAGGCUGGCGACCCUGGUAGCGGCACCAUGGAUAUACGGUAGCGGCACGGCAAGGACCCUCCGGUUCGUGGAGUUGAGCUCUUUGAAUUCCAGGCAGAGCCAGGAGAGACUGGAAUCCUUCUUCCAGUGCAUUCCUAAAGUUGAAGUGCUGGAACUAUGCUUCCGGGAUGGAUGGGUAAACGGGAUGAGGUAA
Molecule: messenger RNA, 855 nt
Organism: Miscanthus lutarioriparius
Lineage: Eukaryota; Viridiplantae; Streptophyta; Magnoliopsida; Poales; Poaceae
Source: the annotation of a GenBank genome assembly